Vicia villosa (hairy vetch) is the source of this 2265-nucleotide messenger RNA. Its product is annotated as disease resistance protein TAO1-like. Lineage: Eukaryota; Viridiplantae; Streptophyta; Magnoliopsida; Fabales; Fabaceae. The record is from RefSeq and is a predicted model, not a curated record. The transcript has 2 exons. Bases 248 to 1591 code for a protein of 447 amino acids. Gene Ontology annotation, molecular function: protein binding.
GUUAAAUAAACAUACUAUUCCGAAGGAUAAUAUACACUUACUAAACUUAAAAGUGUUGAGAGAAGGUUCAUCCACAUUAUUUCCAAGUCUCAGUGAGCUUUGUUGGUUGGAUCUCUCUUACUGUGAAUCACUCAUAAGCCUUCCAAUCGACCUUUUGAAAUUGAAAUUUCUCAAAAGACUUUACCUCCGUUUUUGCUUGAAUUUAGAGGAGUUCCCAGAAAUUGAGGAGAUAUCAGAAAAUUUAUCGAUGCUUAUCUUAGACGAAACGGCAAUAAAGGAACUGCCUUCAUCCUUGCACAAUUUAGUUGGGCUUGAAGAAUUGAGCUUACACAAUUGCUCAAUGCUCGAGGUUAUUCCUUCUUGCAUUGGAAGUCUCAACAAACUUUGUAAGUUAGACCUCACCUGCUGUGAAUCUCUUGAAACUAUUCCAAGCAGCAUUUUCAAAUUGAAGUUAACAAAAUUUGAUUUGUAUGGCUGCUCAAUGCUGAAGACCUUCCCAGAGAUCUUGGAGCCUGCAGAAAAUUUUGCUCACAUUAGCUUAACAAAAACAGCAAUUAAAGAACUUCCUUCAUCGCUGGACUAUUUGGUGGGGCUUCAAACCUUGCGCCUUAAUUUGUGCAGAGAUAUUGAGCUUCUUCCAAACAACAUCAGUAACAUAAACCUUCUCUCUAAGCUUGAUUUUUCAGGUUGUGACAAGCUAUCAGAAAUUCCAAGUGAUAUUGGUCGCUUGUCAUCACUCCGAGAAUUGUCAUUUCAUGAAAGUGGUAUUGUUAGCCUUCCUGAGAGUCUUGUUCAUCUUUCAAGCUUGAAAUCACUUGAUUUAACCGACUGUAAAAGACUUGAAUGUAUCCCAGAGCUACCACCAUUUCUGGAGCACUUGUGGGCUUUUGAUUGUCCAUCCAUUAGGAGAGUGUCAAGUUCAAGUACUACAAUUUCAUCACAUUGCAAAGAGGGUCAUCAACGUAUCUUCAAAUUUCAUCUCACUAAUAGUCAAGAGCUAGAUUCAAGUGCUCAAAGUAACCUUGCGGCUGAUGCACAGAUGAGGAUCCUUCAGGGUGCAUAUAGAUCCGUGUUCUAUUGCUUUCCAGGGAGUGCAGUUCCUUCUUGGUUCCCUUACCGUUGCGAAGGACAUUCAGUGACUCUGAAUACAGAUUUGCUAAACUGGUGCAAUGAUAAUAGGCUCAUUGGGUUCGCUCUAUGUGUCGUUUUGGGACUUGAAGAUAUGCAUGAUGAAGAAAGAAGAGAUAGAGUUUUUAGCUAUAGAUUUGUAGUUGAAUCUGAUGAUGGUAUACACAUAUUUCCUAGCAAUGAUCAGCUGAGAUACUAUUUCAGGUGGAAGGGUGAACAGAGAUUUAUUGUCCCUGAUCACACAUUCCUCUGGAAAUAUCACUUGGAUUCUUCAAUUGUUAGUCAAAUGCUCUCUCGUCGUGUUCACAAAUUCACAUUUGAGAUAUGCAGAUAUAAUGAUGGUUUAUAUAGGCUAACGAAUGGAGCAGAUUUCAAGGUAAGAAAGUGUGCAAUAUGUCCUCUUUAUAAGAAAGAGAAAGAUGAUAAUGAUGUUGCUGGUAACUGUUCCAACAAUAUUCAAUGAUCCUCAAAUGGUGGCUACGAAUUUACAUUCUCCCUGAUUGGAGCAUUAAGAUGAUAUUUGAUAACUGAUUUUGAGUAUUUGUUGUGUGCUACUAGAAGAUUGAUGAUUAAGUGAAGUUGAUUGUAAUGUAAUUCAAUCCAUUUUUCUUGUAUAUAGCAAUGAUUAUUAACACUAUUAGUAAUUAUUUGCUCUAAAUUUGUGUGACCUAUGUAAUUUGUUUUGUUUUGACUUAUAUAAUUGUGUAGAGAAUUGAAUAUUUGGUAAAAUGCUUGAGUUCCUAAUGCACUCAAGUAAUUUGAUUAUAUACACACUAGAGAGUAAAUACAAGAUAAGAUUUUCAAGGAUGUUGCUAGUUCCUAGAUGCAUGUAUGUAAUUUUCUAGGCAUAGACUCCUAGGUACAUGUAUUGACUCCUAAAUACAAAUUUAUAAUUCCAAUAUUUUAUAAUUCCAACACUCCCCCUCAAGCUGGUGAAUGGAUAUCAAUCAUUCCCAGCUUGCAAGUCAAUUGAUUGAAACGAUCAGGUGGCAAGCCUUUUGUUAACACAUCUGCUAGUUGAUGCCUAGAAGGAAUGUAGGAUGUAGCUAUUAAACCAUUGUCUAGUUUUUCCUUGAUGAAGUGGCGGUCAAUCUCAAUGUGUUUGGUCCUGUCAUGCUGAACAGGAUUAUGAGCAAU